Messenger RNA from Macaca mulatta (Rhesus monkey), 1632 nucleotides. RefSeq names its product mastin-like. Lineage: Eukaryota; Metazoa; Chordata; Mammalia; Primates; Cercopithecidae. Gene Ontology annotation, molecular function: serine-type endopeptidase activity. The record is from RefSeq and is a predicted model, not a curated record. Gene Ontology annotation, biological process: proteolysis.
GAGCGGCCAGGUGGGGUCUCCACAGGGGAACCAGCGCUGGGACAGUCACCUCCAGCAGCAUCCUGAUGUUCUGGGGACACUGGUGCUGGGGGUUCGGCGGGGAAGGGCUCCUGGGUCCUCAUGACCCUCUCCCAUGGGUGAGCUUCGGGGUCUUGGAAACAGACUAAAGGGAUGUCAAGUCCUCAUUCCUCGGAGCUGCUGACAAGGCCAGACUGGGUCAGGUUUUCUUGCUCCCGCCCCAGCACCUCCGGGCAGUGGAAGGUCCAGAGAGAGGUCGGGGACCGGGCUGCUCGGUGCGCCCUGGGCUUGUCCCCUUCUCUCCCUGGCUGGUGACUUGCACUCUCCUGGAGCUGGUUCUCGCAGCCCGAGGCCGUCGUGAGAUAGGAGGCACUAAGGGUUAUUUUGGGGAGGCGGAUAUUUUGGGCCAAAGAGGAGAACGGGCUCCAGGCACCAGGAAGUGAAUCCUUCACUCCCAAGGACGAUGCUGUGGCUGCUGCUCCUGACCCUCCCCUGCCUGGGGGGCUCCGUGCCCAGGAAUCCAGAGCCCGGCGCGGGGCGUGAGCUGGUGGGCAUCGUCGGGGGCUGCGACGUCUCGGCCAGGAGGUUCCCCUGGCAGGUCAGCUUGAGGUUCUACAGCAUGGAGAAGGGCCUGUGGGAGCACAUCUGCGGGGGCUCCCUCAUCCACCCAGAGUGGGUGCUGACCGCCGCCCACUGCCUCGAGCCGGAGGAGCUGGAGGCCUGUGCGUUCAGGGUGCAGGUCGGGCAGCUGAGGCUCUAUGAGGACGACCAGCCGACGAAGGUGGUUGAGAUCGUCCGUCAUCCCCGGUACAACAAGAGCCUGUGUGCCCGGGGUGGUGCGGACAUCGCCCUGCUGAAGCUGGAGGCCCCAGUGCCGCGGUCUGAGCUCGUCCACCCGGUCUCACUCCCGCCCGCCUCCCUGGACGUGCCCUCGGGGAAGACCUGCUGGGUGACCGGCUGGGGUGACAUUGGACAUGGAGAACCACUGCCCUGGCCCCUCAGCUUGCGGGAGGUGAGGGUGAAGGUCAGGAGCAACGUCCUCUGUAACCAGAUCUAUUGCCGCCGCUUUCCUUCCAACCACACUGAGCCGUCUGAGCAGCUCAUCAAGGACGACAUGCUGUGUGCCGGGGACGGGAACCACGGCUCCUGCCUGGGCGACACCGGGGGCCCCCUGGUGUGCAGGUGGAACUGCACCUGGGUCCAGGUGGGGGUGGUGAGCUGGGGCACCUUCUGCGGUCACAGCGACGUCCCCGGCGUGUACGCCCGCGUGACGAGCUACAUGUCCUGGAUCCACCAGCACGUCCGUCCCUUCCCUGGGGCUGCAGGGGCGUUCACGUGAUGGAGGAGACCCCGCCUUCCUUGUGGACACCUUCCGCCCCUCCCCAGUUCCAGCCUCACUAUCCUGGCACCCAGUGGUCCUCUGCCUGGGACCCACAUUUCUGCUGCCCUUUCCUGCCUCUCAUCCACGUCCCGUCCUUCUCGAGGGAGAGGCCUGGGCGCCUCUGCAGGCUGAUGUCUCCAGGAAGGCGGGUGUGCGUGGGGAGCAGAGGCCCGGCUCUCCUGCCUCCUGCCCAGCCUGGCCCUUGACUCUGAUUAAACUGUGCGUAAAGCAGC